Pocillopora meandrina is the source of this 951-nucleotide messenger RNA. The record is from the annotation of a GenBank genome assembly. Lineage: Eukaryota; Metazoa; Cnidaria; Anthozoa; Scleractinia; Pocilloporidae.
AUGGCCUUCCAGAUUGCUAACCUGAGGCAUUCGAAUUCUAAAACCAACACAGUGGUCUUUGCAAUGUUCCAUGCAAAAGAUAGUUGGGCUAAUUUAAAGAACAAGUAAACACCUUGAAAGAUGCAACCUGGGCAUAAGUAAAAUAAAAAAUGUACCACACUUUUAGUUAGUCAGGAGAAUAGAGACUUGAAAUAGCAUAAUAUUAAUUAAAAUUUUUAUUUUUGUUUUGCCCAUUUCUAGAGGUAAAAAGAAAGUGGUUUUCCUGUUUGGUGACUAUGAGUUCCUAUGCAAGCUAUUUGGAAUAGUUGGUGCCUCAGGUAUGAUCUAGACAAUAAUUCACCUAUACAAAUAAUUAUGAUUUAGCAAUUCAAUAAAAGAAUAUAAAUGUAGCCUUUACUCUACAUAACUAUUUCUGUGAAACAGGUUUCCACCAUGAGAAUUGUAUUUGCAGGCAAAUAUCCAUGUCUUUGAUGCAAGAUAAAUCAUGAAGUAAUGCAAGUCUCUUGCCAUAAACGUGGGCAUGCUGAAAAACGAAGUCUUGAAAACAUUCAAGUGGAUUAUGAUAAGUUUGAAGCGGAUGGCUCUGUUACAAGUCAACAGAAGUUUUAUCGCAAUGUGAUUAACAAGAAACUGCUGGACAUUGAAUUGGACAAAGAUACAAGAGUUUAUUUUAUUGCUUUGAAGAGGGACUUACAGAACACCAAACUAAAUGGUUGUCUAUUUCAGGUCUGUGUUCCUGGACUUCACAUUAGCUUGGGUGUGUUUAAGAAACUGUUUGACAAACUAGAGAACCAGUGCUUUGAGCUGGACAAAAAAAUUCAAAUGGUGCUAGCAGGAGACAGUGAAGAGAAUGAUGAAAAAAUCCAGGCAUUCAGAGCUGCCCAACUACAUACCAGACAAGCACAACAAUUUAAUGAAAAAGCCAAUUAUUUACAGAAGUUGCUGAAUUAA